GCCGCAGAGGCUGCUGCCCGGCGUGUGGAGGCAGAGCCCACGCGGGAGGCGUGGGUGGGUGCAAGGUCUCGCCUCCCACGGCCACUUCACCAUGGCGGCCCCCGAGCUCUCCGCCCUCUCUGAGCAGUUCACAAGAAUCAAAGAGCUGACGGUGAUACCGGAGAAGGGGCUGGAGGAGGUGGACAGGGUCCCGAGAGUGCAUGACCUGCAGAGCGCUGGUGAGCCUGGGCCCGCAGACAGCCACGAGCCGCUGCAGGCCCUGCCUCUGGAACAGAGGCUGGAGCUGGUGGAGACCCCCGCCGAGGGGCACGAGCACAUCUUCACCCUGCAGGCCGUGCAGUUGGCUUCGGGAGACCUGGAGCUGCUGAGCACAGGCUGGCUGGACGCAGAGCACGUGCAGGAGAUGCAGGAGGCUGAGGGCGGGCUGCCCUCGCUGCUGUGGCUGGAGGAGGGGCCCCAGCAGGGUGCGCCCCAGUGCGUGGCCCUCAGUGUCCAGGAGGAGCUAUCCCCGCUGCAGGAGCUGGAGCGGGUGCAGUUCCACCUGCUGGAGGAGAGCCUGGCGGUGGUCAGGGAAGACCUUCAGCCAGUAGGGAGCCUGCCUGAAAGCUCAGGAUUGACCAAGUUUGAGAAAGGUCAGGAGAAGGACCAGCCCGCGGCUGAACAAGGAGGAGCUCAAAGAGCAGAAAGGCAGUUCUUUCUCGUGGAAGCGUGGCCUGGAGAUGGAGGAAGAGAUGAAAUUGUUCUGACCAUUUCCACCUUGAACGUGGAAGAACAGAUAGAAGAGCCUGCCCUAGGCCAAGCAAAUAUUGAAAACACCAGCUCUGUAAAAAAACAAAGAAAAACAAAGGGAACGAAACAAACCUACCGCUGCGACAUCUGCAUGUUCACCUCUUCGAGAAUCUCCAGCUUGAAUCGCCACAUGAGAAUCCACACCAGCGAGAAGCCCCAUAUGUGCCACCUGUGCCUCAGGACUUUCCGCACCGUCACCCUCCUGCGGAACCACAUCAACACCCACACGGGAACCAGGCCUCAUAAGUGUGCGGACUGCGACAUGGCGUUUGUCACCAGUGGAGAGCUUGUCCGGCACAGGCGCUACAAACACACUCACGAGAAGCCGUUCAAGUGCUCCAUGUGCGCGUAUGCGAGCGUGGAAGCCAGCAAGUUGAAGCGUCACGUCCGCUCACACACGGGCGAGCGUCCCUUCCAGUGCCUGCUCUGCAGCUACGCUAGCAAGGACACCUACAAGCUCAAGCGCCACAUGCGCACACACUCAGGUGAGAAGCCGUAUGAAUGCCACAUCUGCCACGCCCGGUUCACCCAGAGCGGGACCAUGAAGAUGCACAUCCUUCAGAAGCACAGCGAGAACGUGCCCAAGUACCAGUGUCCCCACUGUGACACCCUCAUCGCAAGGAAGAGCGACCUGCGUGUGCAUGUGCGAAACCUGCACACGUACCACGCCACCGAGAUACGGUGCCGCUACUGCCCCGCCGCCUUCCAUGAGCGCUACGCGCUGGUGCAGCACCAGAAGACCCACAAGAACGAGAAGCGGUUCAAGUGCCCGCACUGCAGCUAUGCCAGCAAGCAGGAGCGGCACCUGGUCGUCCACGUCCGCACCCACACUGGAGAGAAGCCCUUUGCCUGCUCGGCCUGCCCCAAGCACUUCCGGCAGAAGACACUUCUGGACGCGCAUGUCAAGAAACACCACGAUUUGGAUAUCAGCCCAGCCGUUCACGAAUGCCCCGUGUGCGGCCGGGGCUUCUCGAGCUGGAGCACCGUGCACAGACACUUGAAGAAGUGUGACUCGGCACCAGGGACAUCGUCUCCUUCGGGAAAAGGAAGACGGACGAGAAAGAGGAAGCAGGAAGCCUCCAGAGCAGCUGGAGAGGAUGACGCCACCGUGGAGGAGGAGCAGUUCCAGGGCGAAGCGGCUCCCAUGGACCACGAAGAAGCCACAGCCGGAAGUGGAUCCCUGGAAGAAGAUCUGACCUGCGAAAUGAUCUUCAACAUGAUGGUUAAGUGACAGGGCUUCGUUUUUCUAGCCUGUAAUUCUUAAAACACGUUAAAAAUUGUAGCAUCUUUGAAACCGGUUCAUGACAAUAGUCACAGUUUUUCCCAAGUUCACAGUAGUAUAUAGGACUGUUUGCCCAUUUGGGGCUAGAAAUUUCUAAUAUUACAGUUUUUAUACAUUAAAAAACUAGCCGGGUAUGAUGGCUCACGCCUAUAAUCCCAGCACUCAGGAGG
Chinchilla lanigera (long-tailed chinchilla) is the source of this 2241-nucleotide messenger RNA. RefSeq names its product CCCTC-binding factor (zinc finger protein)-like (gene Ctcfl). Gene Ontology annotation, molecular function: RNA polymerase II cis-regulatory region sequence-specific DNA binding; DNA-binding transcription factor activity. Gene Ontology annotation, biological process: regulation of transcription by RNA polymerase II. The coding region runs from base 92 to 2020 and encodes 642 amino acids. Lineage: Eukaryota; Metazoa; Chordata; Mammalia; Rodentia; Chinchillidae. The record is from RefSeq and is a predicted model, not a curated record. The transcript is spliced from 11 exons.